Cucurbita moschata (crookneck pumpkin) is the source of this 2430-nucleotide messenger RNA. RefSeq lists its product as uncharacterized. Lineage: Eukaryota; Viridiplantae; Streptophyta; Magnoliopsida; Cucurbitales; Cucurbitaceae. The record is from RefSeq and is a predicted model, not a curated record. Gene Ontology annotation, cellular component: membrane. The transcript is spliced from 4 exons. The coding region runs from base 630 to 2171 and encodes 513 amino acids. Gene Ontology annotation, biological process: transmembrane transport. Gene Ontology annotation, molecular function: transmembrane transporter activity.
GGCACCCUCGACGGAGGUGGAGGAGGUAGACCGUCCGAUCAAGAUCUAGUUGGGAGGAGUGAAGGACACACCGGAUCCGACGUCGUUUUGAGCAUGAUGGUGGUCCAUCUCACCUUGACGUCAUGGUUUCGUGGGGUUGGGGCCCACUUCGAGCAGGAAAUCCACGUAAGGCUUCAGAAAAAAGCCGAGAGAUACAAUCACAUGUUGCCGUUCUCAGAAAUGGUCCCCCACGUGGAUCUGCAAAUUCAAUCAUGAGAGUUCAGUUCGCUAAAUCCAGCCUUUAACAUACAGUUGGGCCUCUCAAUCUUAUGGAUGGCCCAUGUUGUCGACUUUCAUUUGGGCUUUCGGCCCAGUCCAGUUUUAUAAACAUUAAACACCCUAUUACUCCAAGAAUUUUGGAAAUGUGUCCAAAAGUUCCAAAAGCAGAUCGACAAGAAACAUCGCCCAAACCUUCACCUCCUUCGAUCUUCACCAUUGUCAUCUUCUUCAUUUCAUCCUUCCCAUUCAAGUCACGUGGCAAGCACUCGCAGUUUCUCUAUCAAACUCAGUUCACCUCCUUCUCCGCCGCCGCUCCCCAACCCCUGCGGUGCCCAUUUCUAGAAAAUCCUCUGUGAAUUAGCGUUUCCAAGAUGAAAUCUGAAGCACUGACUUUAAUGUUGAUCAAUUUGGCCGCUGUUAUGGAGAAGGCCGACGAGUCCUUGUUGCCUGGAGUCUAUAAAGAAGUUGGGGCGGUUCUGCACACCGAUCCCACUGGGUUGGGUUCCCUAACCCUCUUCAGAUCUAUUGUGCAGUCCUCUUGUUACCCUUUAGCUGCUUACUUAGCUGUGCAUCACAACCGUGCCCAUAUCAUCGUUCUUGGUGCUUUUCUCUGGGCCGCUGCCACUUUCCUCGUUGCCCUUUCCUCCACAUUCUUACAGGUUGCAAUUUCCAGAGGUUUAAAUGGUAUUGGUCUUGCCAUAGUGAUACCAGCCAUCCAGUCCCUAGUGGCUGACUCCACUGAUGAUAGUAACCGUGGCUUAGCUUUUGGAUGGCUACAACUAACGGGAAAUCUUGGUUCCAUUAUUGGUGGGCUUUGUUCUGUAUUAUUAGCCUCCACGUCUUUCUUAGGGAUCCCAGGAUGGAGAAUUGCCUUCCAUCUUGUUGGACUGAUGAGUGUCAUUCUUGGUGUACUAGUAUGGGUUUUUGCAAAUGAUCCACGCUAUUCUGUGAUUGAUGGAAGAGUUAAGGAUCAAUCAAGGAAGCCAUUGUGGUCAGAAUUGAAGGAUCUUGUUAAAGAAUCAAAGUCAGUUUUAGGGAUCCAAUCUUUUCAGAUAAUUGUUGCUCAGGGUGUUGCUGGUUCAUUUCCUUGGUCGGCUUUGUCAUUUGCUCCUAUGUGGCUUGAACUUGUGGGGUUUUCUCAUGAGAAAACAGGGUUUCUAUGGGCUCUUUUUAUAAUUGCUGGCUCAUUGGGUGGCCUUUUUGGAGGAAGAAUGGGGGAUAUUCUGUCAAAGCGCUUUCCUAAUUCAGGAAGAAUUGUUCUAUCUCAGAUAAGCUCAGGUUCUGCCAUUCCUCUUGCUGCAAUUUUGCUCCUGGCUUUGCCAGAUGAUCCAUCCACUGGAUUCUUGCAUGGACUGGUUUUGUUCAUAAUGGGGUUUAGCAUGUCGUGGAAUGGACCAGCAACUAACAACCCAAUAUUUGCUGAGAUAGUCCCAGAGAAGUCGCGCACGAGUAUUUACGCUAUGGAUCGAUCAUUUGAGUCGGUUCUGUCAUCGUUCGCUCCUUCGGUUGUAGGAGUUCUGGCACAGCAUCUUUAUGGAUACAAACCAGUAGCAAGAGGAUCCUCUGAUUCUGCCCAGAUUGAAAGUGAUAGAGAGAAUGCAAAAUCACUGGCCAGAGCACUCUACACAGCCAUUGGUAUUCCGAUGUUGGUGUGCUGCUUCAUCUACUCUUUCCUGCAUCGUUCAUAUCCAAGAGACCGAGAGCGAGCUAGAAUGCAGGCCUUGAUAGAGUCUGAAAUGCUGCAUAUGGAGGCAUGCUGUUCACCUCUGUAUAAGCGAGACAGUGAGUUUCAGAUAUCAGUGGGGAAAGAUGUUGAUGAUGAGGAUCAAACAGAGAUCGAUCUAAUCUAUGGAAUUGAUGACAGUCUUGAUUUCAAUGAUGACAAUGAUGAAAAGCAUCUUCACAGUUUCUGAUUCAAAAAUGUAGAUCAACGUGAUUGGAAGCAGCACUUGGUGCAGAUUUUAUGAGCAAGAAAUACUAUCUUCAAUGAUACGAAACCUUUUGGAGAAACCAAAAGUAAAAUUAUAAGAGUUCUAGAACAAGAUAAGAAGUUCGGUGCCACGAAUCCACCUUAAACAUAUCUGAAAUCGCUUUCCCCUAUCUUUUUCAUUUUAAAGUAAAACAGGUAACAAAAUGAGGCAAUGUCUUCAUUUACAAGUGCACAUGGAGAGG